Messenger RNA from Erigeron canadensis, 945 nucleotides. Its product is annotated as tRNase Z TRZ1-like. The transcript is spliced from 8 exons. The record is from RefSeq and is a predicted model, not a curated record. Lineage: Eukaryota; Viridiplantae; Streptophyta; Magnoliopsida; Asterales; Asteraceae. Bases 1 to 732 code for a protein of 243 amino acids.
AUGAAUGACUUUUUGGUUAUUGAAAACUACCAAUUUGAUGGGGUGUCUAAAGCAGGUCAUAAGACUUGUGUAAUACUUCGAACUCUCAACUUGGCUUUCGACAUGGGCAAGUGCCCUGAACUAGCUGUCUCUCAAGUUUCAUCUUCAGUUCUUACGCAGGGUUAUGUAAUUUAUGAACGGAAACCAAAGCUUAAGCCCAAGUAUCUUGGUCUUCCACAAAAGGAAAAAGCCAAGUUGAAAUUAUCAGGUGUCGAGAUAGACUAUUUGGUAGAGUCACCUGAAGUAGGUUUUACGGGAGACACUACUGCAGACUUCAUUGUUAAUAAAGAUAAUGUUGACGUGUUGAAGGCAAAGAUCCUCAUUAUGGAGAGUACAUAUCUUGAUAAGACAAAGCCUGUCGAGGAUGCAAGAGAGUAUGGCCACACACAUUUGUCUGAGAUAAUCGAUUAUGCAGACAGAUUUGAGAAUAAAGCAAUCCUGCUGAUCCACUUUUCACGUCGUUACACUUUGGAUGAUAUUGAAAAAGCUAUUUCUGCAUUGCCCCCGUCUUUGGCAGGGCGUGUUUUUGCACUAAAAAAAGGAUUCGAUUAUUCUUCUAAGAAACCAAACUCAUCACUCCAGAAUACCGGAAGCAGUUUGUCGGGAAAGAGUGAGUUCAUUGAUUCACGAGGUGCAGUCGUGCAGAUAAUUCCCCCCCCAGAGAGGAUGUGGAUGCUGGAGCAAAAAAUCUAGAUAUCCACAACAAAGCCAUCGAAGAAGAAGCAAGAAAACUGGUCACAGAAAAUAUGGUUGGAUCAAGUUCAAAGUCAGACUUGGACAAUAACAUUCAUGCCUCCAAAUCCCAGUGACACCGAAUGUUUGAUAGAUCAACUACUUUCAGAUUUUUGGGGUAUCCGGAAUUUUGCAAUACGUUAUCCGAUACCCGAACAUCCCUAUAACUAUUAA